GUUAUAAGUAGACACCGCUGUGCUGUGCCGAUAAGUGGGUCAUAGCACGGAAAACCCUGACUAGAGGAAUGGAAAAGGAGGUGAAUCCCAACCAUGACUCAAACAGAAAGUAAAAGUAAAGUGCUUUAUAAAAGCAUGCUGAUAGUUACCCGUGUCAGUACAAAGCUUGUAAAGAUGGGGCUGGUGUUUUCUUAUUUCUACGCUGAGGUAAGAGAACUCUGAGAAUGGGAAUUCCAAGUCAUAAUCCUGAGGAUUCUGUGAUUAAUUCAGAACUGAAACCCUCUCAAAAUGGAUUCAUUGAUCAGCAUGGGCUUUCUGAUCCAGAAGGGAUGGAGCCUGAGAGGAGGGAUGGAGACAGCUGCGAGACGAACGUCGGUCCGAGCUGUGUUUCCAGACGGUCACCAGAGACAGGAAGUGAGACUGAAAGAGGUACCCCUCCUGACAGAAUGUCCUUCACAACCACAGUGGCCACUGAGCAUCUGGAGGGUGCAGAAAGGAUAAACAUUUGGGUGAAGUGUUCGGGGAAAUCUGAGGAGAUUCACGUCUUCCCUCUGGAGAGAGUCUCUGUGCUAUUGGAGGACAGCUGCCAGAAACUGGGAAAGAACCCAAAGAAAAUGAUGCUGAUUUACAAUGGAGAAAAGAUGGACAAGGAGAAGACGGUGCAAGAGUACAGCCUGAGGGGAUGGGUGACUGUCCAUCUGAUUCCGUCUGCCUAAAUUUGCCAGGGUUCACGUCAUGUGACCUGCUGCUGCUCUUCUUCUGUUGCCACCCCUCCCUCCCUCCACCAUUUUGUUCGGGGGGGGGGGGGGGUUCAUUUCCGUUCUGGCAGUCUCUGACGAUAAUUAGUAGCUGGUGGGUGCCUGCCUUUUUGCCAAGAGUAAGUAAUGUAAUGGUAAUUGCAACUCAUACUCAACUCUGACAACAUGGCCAAGGCUGUGUAUCAAACAUCAAACCUGGGAUCACAGUAAGACCUUACAGAACUUUUCCUAUUGAACAAGGCAGCUGAGAGCUUUCUUUUUUCAGUAUAGGAAGGAUUGUGAUGGUCCAGCUGGAUUAAGAGGGCACACUAAUAAAUCAGAGUGCGGAGUGGGGCAUUCCACAGGACAGCAGAGUUUCUACGAAUAACACGUUUCAUGUAGCUGCUGUACAAAACGGUUUUGCUGAAAAUGUGAAUGUACAUUGAGGGCCAUCUCCUGGGUACUACAUUUUCAAACUUACUGUAAUAUAUACCACACCCUAACAGCAAAAAUGCUUUGCUGUAUGUAACAUAUUGCAACUAAGAUAUUAGCCAGAUAAAAACCCUUUUAUAAGCAUAUUUAACCAUCUUUAAGCUGCUUCAUCUUGUAGGCCUAUAGUGCAUGUUCUGCCUAUUCAUAAGCAGGUAGCUUGUGGUUAACAAUGGUAUAUUUUAUUUUUAAAUUAAAUGUGUGGAAAUAUGCUUUCUAACAAUUUGGCUUUCUUAAUACUCAGCAAAUGACAAUAUUGUUCCCUGUACUGUAUGGUUAAACACAACUAAACUAGCUAGUCUUGUAACAGCCAUUAAACAAAUACACCUUCCAAUCUACAUCAGUCUGUUUGGGAGUGGACUAUCUAGGCUACACUUCAUAGCUAGCCUAUAUACCGUAAAGUGAGUAUUUAUUAUUAUUAUUAUUAUUAUUAUUAUUAUUAUUAUUAUUAUUAUUAUUAUUAUUAUUAUUAUUAUUAGUAUAGAAUAUAUAAUAAUACUAUAUAUUCUAUAUGAAAAAUAAAAACGUAUUAUGAUCUUGUAUGCCAAUAGAACUACAACUGUGCCAUUGUGCCAAGGAAACUAUAAAGUUCAUUACCAUCAAGUAUAACAUUUGUUUUUUUUCAUCACCAAGUAUUGUGAUUUAAAAAAAGAAUGCAUUCACUCAGAACAUCAAGUAGCUCUCAAUAUGAUGUCAUCACAUUGUUAUUGUUUUAGUCAUAAGACAGUAUAAGAAAAACACUAGUCAUACUUGUGUAUCCAUCUGUUUGAACUUAUUCUUUUACAUUUGAUGUGUCAUUUUAGCCACAAGAUGGUGGUAUAAACCUGCUGUGCUUGCCAUUUGUCACAGAUAUCAUCUACAACAAUAAAUAUGGAAGCACCAA
This is a messenger RNA of Anguilla rostrata (American eel), 2109 nucleotides long. RefSeq lists its product as uncharacterized. The coding region runs from base 225 to 716 and encodes 163 amino acids. NCBI's taxonomy places the organism in Eukaryota, Metazoa, Chordata, Actinopteri, Anguilliformes, Anguillidae. The record is from RefSeq and is a predicted model, not a curated record. Gene Ontology annotation, molecular function: protein binding. The transcript is spliced from 6 exons.